AACUCGUCGGACUGAGAACAGGACUUCAAACUGGACUUCAAACUGAUGGAAGUCUCUCAGGGGUUUGGACUUCAAACUGGUGGAAACUUCCCUGAAGACUGGUGAAACUGGUGGAAGUCUCUCAGGGGUUUGGUGGAAAGACCCUGAAACUCUCCCACCAAACCGGUGGAAGGAUCCGACCCCGUGCCGGGUUCCGCCGCCGCUAGUGGCAUGGGGCGGCCGACCUCUUCGCCUGUCAUGGUGUGGUUAGAGCGACCACGUCGCCAGGGUAGGUGCGGUCAUAAUGAGAGUUGGAAUUUGCUGAAUGCAUAGCCGCAGAAAAUGGCUUUAAGAUGCUUUAAGGAAUCAGCAAAAUCCCAUCCUGCAGCACGUGGGAGGGAUCUUCCCUUCGUGGAUUGCGAGGUUCAAGGGCUUUUUCCGGUGUUGCUGUUUCCAACAUGUGGUUGGCUUGGGUUGGCUCACUGUCCUGGUACGAUGUGUGUUUCUUCAAGCCAUAUGCGGCUCGGGAUUCAAUGAAGCUUUUUAGACCGCAACGCGCUCUGUGGACUGUGUGGCCACUCCUGUGCAGCUUGCACAGUCUUGGCGAUGCUGCAAAGAUACGAGUUGACCAGACAGUGAUCCAUACAGAGGAAGACAACGAACCCCAAUGUGGUGCUUUGACCAAAGAUGGGGGCAUUUCGCCGAACGUGAACGACUUCACCUCAAAGAAGAGGAUGGAAGCUGCUGGCUGGUCGUGGAGCAAAUAUACUGAGCACAGCUGGAAACCAAAGACAUAUUCCAAGAAUGUGCCUCCCGGGUCCUAUUGGGGCUUUGUCAGUGGCGGCCCUGUGAUGGAGUUGUCGCUGACGCUGAAGGGCAAGGGAACACUGCUCAUCACCUUUGGCAAUCAAUGCUGUGGCAAUACACAAGUGAAGCUGAAUGGAAAGUCCCUCGCCAAAGCCUAUGCGAAGGAGAUUAGUCAUUAUAAAGAGAUUCACUUCAACGACGGAGACACGUUGACCUUUGGAGAGUACAACACUGCAGUCUUGAUCAUCUCGGAGGUGCACUUUGUGUGUGGUGCCCAUGUGGAGAAGUUUGCCAAUCUCGACUGUGAAGGCAGCAACGUGAACGACUUCUCCAGCAUCGAUGCCAUGAACGUGGCUGGUUGGCGCUUUAAGGGCUUCAACGAAAAGAAGUAUCGCUUUAAGCCUGGUGGACAGUUCGGCAAAGGAGUACCUCCAGGCUCUUAUUGGGGCUUCAAGGGCCAUAACCCCGCCUUGGAAGCCUUUUUGACUCUUCGUGGCCAAGGACACUUCUUUUUGUCCUUCGGAAAUGCAUGGAAAGGCGGAAAGGUGAAGGUCUUCAAGAACAAUGAACUGCAGGCCACUGCAGGACCCAAGAGUUACCAUCAGAUCACUCGCAGCUUCGUCGACGGCGAUGAGCUCAAGUUGGGAGAGUACAACACGGCGAUCUUGGUGAUUGCAAAGCUGUGGAUCUCCUGCGAGGAGCGGAUCGAGGCGAAGUGCGGCGCACGCACACCGUUGGGUCUCACCACCAACAACGUGAACAACUUUCAGAGUCGUCGAACCAUGGAGAUGGCUGGCUGGACCUUCAAGAAUUGGCAAGACGCGGACUUCAAGCACAAGAACUAUAAGAAAGGAGUUCCUGGUGGGUCCUACUGGGGAUUCCAUGGUGGCGAUAAAGCCCUGGAGAUGUCGCUGAUUCUGAAAGGAAGUGGGCGCAUAGCACUUUGGUACGGCAAGCAAAUCAAGCAUGGCUCCGUCGAGGUGAUGAUCAACGACAAGCGACAGGAUCAAAUCAAGAAAGGCAAGAAGGUGUUGAACAAGUACUUGGAGUUGAGCUUCAAAGACGGAGAUGUUCUGAAAAUCGGAGAGUAUGCCACCUCGGUGACGAUCUUGACCAAGGUGGUCUUCGAUUGCGCCCCGGAGAUUCCAGCACCAAGCAGCCAGUGUACCGCGGAGAAGAACCUCAACAACUUUGGAUCGGUCAAGAAGAUGAAGGCUAAUGGUUGGGUCUUCAACGCGAAGAAGUUAAACUUCAAGAACAAGAGAUAUGGGACAGGAGUGCCCGCGGGCUCCUUUUGGGGCUUCAGAGGUGGCAAACCGGCCCUGGAAAUGUCCACCACCUUGAAGGGCAGUGGCAAGCUUUUGGUGGUCUACGGCAAUCAACACAAUGGGGGAGUGGUGAAAGUCUUCCUCAACGACGAACAAAUUGGCAUUGCUGGGCGUCGGAAGCUGUAUCAAUAUGUGGAGACACCCUUCAAAGACGGUGACGUGUUGAAGCUGGGUGAGUACAAUACAGCUGUCAUGGUCGUGACUCGUGUGCUGAUUGACUGCGCGCUCAGUAGUGCUCCUUCUGGAAAGGCAUGGUGCAGAGGGACACUGUCAGGCACUGCGGAGAAGGGCGGCUGCAACGACAAGCUGGAGAAUUGCGCCAACCACUACAUCAGCACAAGCACCGAAGGUCUAUACCUGCAGUGCGGACCUUCAGGUCUCAACUGUUUGGCUAUCGGACCGGCAUGUGAACCGGUACCUACUUUGUAGAAUGUAC
This is a messenger RNA of Durusdinium trenchii, 2550 nucleotides long. Lineage: Eukaryota; Dinophyceae; Suessiales; Symbiodiniaceae. The record is from the annotation of a GenBank genome assembly.